This is a messenger RNA of Pseudoliparis swirei, 823 nucleotides long. It is a transcript of the gene rpl6, whose product is annotated as ribosomal protein L6. Gene Ontology annotation, biological process: translation. The transcript is spliced from 6 exons. Gene Ontology annotation, cellular component: ribosome. The record is from RefSeq and is a predicted model, not a curated record. Bases 16 to 792 code for a protein of 258 amino acids. Gene Ontology annotation, molecular function: structural constituent of ribosome. NCBI's taxonomy places the organism in Eukaryota, Metazoa, Chordata, Actinopteri, Perciformes, Liparidae.
UUACUUUUCUCUCAGAUGGCAGAGGGAGACAAAAGGGUUGCCAGAAAGAGGCACGGGAGCCGGAACCCGGUUCUGGCCCGGGGAAUCGGCCGUUACUCCCGGUCUGCGAUGUACGCCCGCAGGGCCAUGUACAAGAGGAAGUCCAAGACCACUGAGACCAAGAUGGAGAAAAAGAUUAGGACGAAGCCCAAGGCAACUGUCAUCAAGACGGUCGGAGGAGACAAGAACGGAGGAACUCGUGUUGUCAAGCUGCGCAAGAUGCCUCGCUACUACCCCACGGAGGAUGUUCCCCACAAGCUGAGGACUCACGGGAAGAAGCCCUUCAGCCAGCAUAAGAGAAAGCUGCGCAGCUCCAUCACGCCAGGAACAGUCCUGAUUCUGCUCACUGGUCGCCACCGUGGAAAGCGCGUGGUGUUCCUGAAGCAGCUCUCAAGUGGUCUCCUGCUUGUCACUGGCCCUCUUGCUUUGAACAGAGUACCCCUGCGUAGGGCUCACCAGAAGUUCUCAAUUGCUACAAAAACAAAAAUUGACAUCUCUGGCAUGAAGGUCCCAAAAACGCUGAAUGAUGCCUACUUCAAGAAGAAGAAGCUGAGGAGACCCCGUCACCAGGAGGGAGAGAUCUUUGAUACAGAGAAGGAGAAGUACCAGGUGACGGAGCAGAGGAAAGAGGACCAGAAGGCUGUUGAUGCUCAGCUCCUUCCCCUCAUCAAGAAAGAACCUCAACUCCAAGGCUACCUGCGCUCCUCCUUCUUCCUGUCUAAUGGAGUCUUUCCACAUAAGCUGGUUUUCUAAAUGCGUUGUAAUAAAGUACCGCCAUAUAUAA